CCCCCCCCCGCGGGUUCUUCGCUGCGAAGAAAAUGGCGGCGGCGGCGCCGAGCGGCGACGAGGGGCGGCUGGAGGAGCAAUCCGAGGAGAACCUGCAGCGGCCGCCCAAGGCCAAGAAGCCCAAGAAGGAGCGCAAGGAGCCGGAGCAGCCCGCGGCCGAGCCCGCCGAGGCCGGCAAGGCCGAGAGCUCGGAGGGCGCCGGGGCGGCGCCGGCGGCGCCGGAGGCGUCGGCGUCGCCGAAGCAGCGGCGCUCCAUCAUCCGCGACCGCGGGCCCAUGUACGACGACCCCACGCUGCCCGAGGGCUGGACGCGCAAGCUCAAGCAGCGCAAGUCCGGCCGCUCGGCCGGCAAGUACGACGUCUACCUGAUCAACCCGCAGGGAAAAGCCUUCCGCUCCAAGGUGGAGCUGAUCGCCUACUUCGAGAAGGUGGGGGACACCUCGCUGGACCCCAACGACUUCGACUUCACCGUCACCGGCCGGGGCAGCCCCUCGCGCCGCGAGCAGCGCCCGCCCAAGAAGCCCAAAUCGCCCAAAGGCCCCGGCACCGGCCGCGGCCGGGGGCGGCCCAAGGGCAGCGGCGGCGGAGGCGGCAGCGCCCGGCCCAAGGCGGCCGCCGCCGUGUCCGAGGGCGGCUCUGCGGCCAAACGCGCUCUGGAGAAGCCCCCCGGCAAGCUGCUGGUGAAGAUGCCGUUCGCCCCCGGGCCAGCCGGGCCCCGCGGCCCCGCCGGCCCGCGGCGGCCGGGCCGCAAGCGCCGGGCCGAGCCGGACAGCCCGGCCGUGCCCAAGAAACGCGGGCGCAAACCGGCGGGGGCGGCGGGGCCGGGGGGGGCCGGGCGGGCCCCCGACAAGAAGGCGGCGACUCCCCCGGCCGUGCAGGAGACCGUGCUGCCCAUCAAGAAGAGGAAGACGAGGGAGACGGUGGUGGUGGAACCGGUGACGAUGGCGGCCACCGCGACGGCCACCACGACGACGACGACGCCGCGGCCGCCGCCGACCCCGCCCGGCCCCCCGCGGCCCCCGCAGCGCCCGCAGCCCCGGCCGGCGCAGCAAGGAGGGCAGCCCCAAGGGGCGGGGGGCUCCCCCCGCGCCCCCCCCCCGCCGCCGCCGCCGCCGGAGCCCCCCCCAGAGCAGCCCCAAGGACAGCGCCAGCCCCCCCCCCCCCGCCGCCCCCCAGCCGCCGCCGCCGCCGCCCCCCCAGGACUUGAGCGGGUGCUCGGAGCAGAGGGGGGGGGUCCCGCGGCCCCCGACGGCUGCGCCAAGGAGCCCCCUAAGACUCAGCCCCCGCCGCCGCCGCUGCCGCCGUCGCCGCCCUUCAAACACCGAGGGGAGCCCGAGCACAAAGACUCUGCCUCCUCUUCCUCCACCUCCUCCUCUUCCUCCUCUUCAUCCUCCUCCUCGUCGUCCUCGUCGGCGCCGCCGCCGCCCCCCGCCCCCCCCCCAGCGUGGCCGUGCCGCGGCCCCCGGCCCGCGAGGAGCCGGUGGACACGCGGACGCCCUGUGCCCGAGCGGGGUCAGCUGACUGUGUCCCCCCGCCCUUUCCCCCCCUCCCCCAGCCCUCGGGAGUGCCCUGGGAGUUGUGACGUCACACCACGGUGCCAUUCGCGCUUACGACGUCAUCACCACGAUGACGUCAUCGCGAGCUAG
Messenger RNA from Passer domesticus (house sparrow), 1646 nucleotides. It is a transcript of the gene MECP2, whose product is annotated as methyl-CpG binding protein 2. The record is from RefSeq and is a predicted model, not a curated record. Gene Ontology annotation, biological process: negative regulation of transcription by RNA polymerase II. Gene Ontology annotation, molecular function: double-stranded methylated DNA binding; chromatin binding; methyl-CpG binding. Lineage: Eukaryota; Metazoa; Chordata; Aves; Passeriformes; Passeridae. Gene Ontology annotation, cellular component: nucleus; heterochromatin.